This is a messenger RNA of Malaclemys terrapin pileata, 754 nucleotides long. RefSeq lists its product as uncharacterized. Bases 86 to 754 code for a protein of 222 amino acids. NCBI's taxonomy places the organism in Eukaryota, Metazoa, Chordata, Testudines, Emydidae. The record is from RefSeq and is a predicted model, not a curated record. The transcript is spliced from 2 exons.
CCUCCUCACGGCUGGGGAAGGCAAAAGGGAGAAGCUUGUCUCUGCAGCUCGGGAACAAGGUUCUAGCUCACCUGAACCCCUGAAGAUGUUCCUCACCUGGGUCUCAGUCGUUGCAAUAUUUUCCACUCUCGAAAGAGCCAAUGGAGAGCCAGUGACCCAACCUGAUGCCCGAGUGACAGUAUCCCAAGGGGAACCGGUGCUGCUGAAAUGCACCUAUGACCCUUCCCAGUCUCCAAGGCUCUGGUGGUACGAGCAGCACCCAAAUGAAGCCCCUCGCCUCUUGCUGGGAGACUAUGAAGCAUUCAGUGAUGAGGAGAGAAGGAGCCGGCGGGGGUUCUCCGCCACACCCGACAAACAGGGGAAGACCUUCCACCUGAAGAAAAGCUCCAGCGAACUGCGCGACUCCGCCGUCUAUUACUGCGCCAUGAGCGACACAGUGAUUGCACCCAGCAGGGUCGCUGCACAGAAACCCGCUAGGGGAAGAGGAGGCGGCACUAAGGAGGUGUGGGUCAGAGCCCCAGAGGAACAGACUCUGCACAGCUCCAGUGGAGUCAGUGACUCCCACCCCGCGGGUGUGACUGUGCAGCGCUCCAAUGGGGUGAACGGGCCAGACCCCAGACUGCUGGGACUGGCUGGAGCUCAGUGGAAGCAAAUGAUCCAGUUCCUCAAAAUGCUUAAAACCAGCGAGGAAUUGCCCAGGAGUCAGCUGAGCUGCCCUGGUUCCUGUCAGCUGAGAUCCGAGCCCUUAAACUAG